Messenger RNA from Paramuricea clavata, 9242 nucleotides. The record is from the annotation of a GenBank genome assembly. Lineage: Eukaryota; Metazoa; Cnidaria; Anthozoa; Malacalcyonacea; Plexauridae.
CCAGUCAUAAACACGAAGAUCAUCGCUCUAAAUGACGUCAUUACGUUCUUUCAAUAUCGAAUGAUCGUAUUUUGAAAGACAAAAUAUUCUGAAUGCCGAACUAAUAACUUCUGCAAGAAAAUGCCACUUCGAACGAACUUCAGUCGAUUCAAGGAGCCUCGUGGGUUUAUAAAAGUUAUACAAUUUGUAAGUAUUGUUAAAAUGCGUGCAAGAAACGGCAGAUCAAAAAUUAACAGGCGAUGUUUGAGCGCCAUUUUCGCAUUUUGUAUAUGCAGUAUGUACAUAGUGACUUGUAAUUACGAAACAGCCGACACGCCUAUGUUGAAAUAAACACUGUCCCCUUUGAAUUUUGACCCCCGAUAUAGUGUACCAGUGUCCUGUAGUAUUUCUGGAAUUAAUUUUGUAGAGCUGUUAUGAUUUUUAUAUUUUUCUUGUCUUUAGAAACUAGUAAAAUUUAAUUAAAAAUUAUAUGGGGGAAAUUCAGAAAUAAUUUGUAGUUUAUAUGAUGUAUCAUAAAUAUUUUAUAUAGUAUAUGCUGAAAAAUUGUAAUUAAAAUUAUUUUGUAUGCUUUAAAUUGCAGUUCUUUGCUGGGGAAAAAAGAUUUUCUCAUAACUUAGUGUUCUCAUAGUUUCUCAGUUGUUGUGAAUACAAUAUUAGCAGUGAUAUAUUAGGCUAUGAGAAUUUGCAAAGAGUGCCCACUUACAUAAGAGCCCCCUUGUAUUUAUAGUCGAAAAUCCUCUUUGAAACUCAUUAAAAUUUGAGAUAUAAUCUUAAACAGUUUGUGUCAGUGUAGUGACUGCAGAUUGAGAAUGAUUAUAAACCUAAUGUUAGGUGCGCCUGCAUGAUGGGAUAUCAGGAGCCGCAUGAAAUUUUUAUUAUUUGAUUAUAUUUCAUUAUUUGUCUUAUUUGUAUGCAAAGUGCUUUAUAAAUUUGUUUUUUCUAUUGAAGUUUUGCAAGAAUACUGUCUGUAUUUAUACUUUCGAAACAUAGCUUACGACUGACUAUAGUGCAUGUUUGCUAAAUGCACAAGAAUCUAUUGCUGAAGUUGAAUCGAAAUAUACAGUUUUUAAAAUAGAUGUGUUGUUAAAAUGCAUAUUUCUUUUGGAAUAACAUUAUUUACAAUAUCAAAUUACAAGGUGAUGAGGUAAGGGGUAUGCAGAGGGGGGGGGGUUAAGGAGAGACGUCAGAGGAGUGAGAGAGGAAUGGAGCUACCUUGCUGAUUUAAAGUAGGUUUGAGCUUUGAGAUGAGAAGACUUUCACGGACGAGAAGUUCAUCUGGAGAGGAACAUGAUGAUAGGAUCUUAAAAUCAUCAAGAGAAGCAGUAUGACCUGAGUGGCUCAGAUGUGAAAAGACGCUCGUCAGUUGAGGACUGCUACUCGUCUUACCAGUUAAGGCGGAAAUACCCAGGUGUUCAGAGACUCGUGUAUGUAGAUGGCGGAAUCUAUUGCUGAAGAUGAAUCAAAAUUGAUUCGAAAUAUACAGUUUUUAAAAUAGAUGUGUUGUUAAAAUGCAUAUUUCUUUUGGAAUAACAUUAGUUUCAUACAUGCCGAAACUAUCGGUCGGCAAAGGAUUUGAGAAUGAUUAUAACUAUACCUGAAAACUACAAGCAGAAAUAACUUCAUGACGAAAGACCUUUGCUCGAAAAAUUGUUUCACUUAGUUGUUUUGAGAUAUAUUUUUACAUUUGCUGGCUGCAAGUAUAUCUCACAUGCACAUGAAAUGCGGGGCUGGAUUAAAAGGUGCCUGAGAUACAAGUUGUUACUCCUCCACCUCCCAUCAACACUCCACCAAAACCAUCUUUCUCCACAAAAUAAGUAACCAUGAGUAUUCAGAGAGUGUGCCCUUGAGCAAAUCCUAUCUUCCUCUCAGUGUACAGUACAUAUUGAAAGUAGAUCCCUAUGAUGUUUCAUAAUUAAGUUUGCUAUUUAAUUAGGUGCUUGUUUAUCCAAACUAUAGAUAUCAGAGUUCCUUUAAGGCAGUGUAUUUAUGGAGGAACAUCAAGUCUUAUAAUAUUAUGAUUGAUAGAUCAUAGAAUAAUCCAAUGGACCUUUCCCCUUAUAACUAAAAUUUUGAUCUAGAUAAAAAUUUUAUCACAGCUUGAAAGAGCAUCACAAAAUUAGUAAUUAAAUAUUCCAAAGUUUUGUUGCAAAAUGUUGUAAAAUGCGGAUAAUAUAGCCUCAUUUUGUAUUACGCAUGGGAAAUUGACAGCGCAAUCGGGUGUUGGGGCGUCAAUUUCCUGUUUUAAUACAAAAUGACUGAAAAUUGCAAAUUUUGCAGGGCUAUAUUAUCCGCAUUUUACAACAUUUUGCAACGAAACUUCGGAAUAUUACUAAUUUUGUGAUGCUCUUUCAAGCUGUGAUGAAAUUUUUGUAUAGACUUGUCUAGAUCAAAAUUUUAGUUAUAUGGGGAAAUUUAAGGUCCAUUAGUUGCUUGUAUAAGCAUUGUCUUGUUUAACUUUAAAUAGUCUCUCUGUCACAUGAAAAUGCAUGCGAUUCCCCAUUUUGAAUGGCAAUAUGUGCCUUGGUCAAAUACCUUGAUUUUCCCAAAGAAUUAGUAGUUUUGGUUGUAAGACUUUUUCUGUUGUUAAUUUACUUUGCCUUAAGACCCAUCUACACGAUACGACUAGUCUUAUACGAUUCUUAUCCUUGCGUAUGUAUUUGAAUAAAUGCAUGUAAAGAUGUCAAAUUUCAAAGUUUGCCUUAAACUGAUGAACAGGAAUAAUUCGUUUUCAUAUGCCAGGAUAAGAAUCGUAUAUGACUAGUGUCAUGUAGAUGGGCCUUUAUAGGUGACUUCAAAUGGAAUUUCUUACUUUUCUUACAAAUUUUCGUAGGCAGGUGGUCUAUUAUAAUUAUUCAUCAUCACAAUCACAUACGAAAGAUUCAUGCUGUAAAUUUGGCAUUGUCUGAAUUCCAAUGUAAAGAUUUCUUGCAACAUCCAUUUCAAUACACAUUCACAUAAACAGUCAUUAGCAUUUAGGAACAUAUAUAUAUCACAUUUGCAUUCCUGUAUGAAAAAUUCAAAUAUUAUGAAAUUUGGGCAAAUUUCCAAUUGGAAUGAGUUUUUCUCUCCAGUGGAUUCCAAUAGGAAAAUUUAAAUUCCUGUUGGAAUUACAAUCGGAAUUUGGGCAAGUUUCCAAUACGAAGAACGAAAUUCAUUACCAUAGUUAUAAAGAGCAUUUUAAAAUGAGUAAAAUUGCAAAGUUUGGUUGCAAAUUGUUGUAAAAUGAGGAAAAUAUAGCUCUAUGAAAUUCGCAAUUUUGUAUAUAUUUACAUUACGUGCGGGAAUAAUAACCAUUUUUGAGCCGAAAGUGGUUAUUUUUACCACACAUAAUACAAAUACAUAUAAGAUUUGCGAACUUUACAAAACACAGCCAAAUGCUAGAAACCUGGUUGAUGAUGUAAACUAAAUUCUCAAUUCCAUAUAGAUGGUGACGUCAUGUUGUCAUGGUAACAUUGACGGUGGUAACAGAGAUUGUGGGUUAAAAUUACUUUUUUAUAUAAGAGGAACAAUGGCUUGUGCAAAAAAUUUGGGGUUUUUUAGAUUCAAAUAGCUUUUAGUUUAAAACACUGAUAUAUAUUGGAAACUGUAGGGAGCAUGCAAGUUGCGUCGUCAUGCGCCCUGCUUUAUUAUUUUACUCUGUCUAACCUCAAAAAAAACUUUUCCUUGUCAAGGGAGAGUAACUGUGACUCAAUGGGUUAAGGGUGAUGAAUAAUGUAGUAUGGUAUGUACAUGAACUUUAUUAUUUUAUUUUAGGUUAUUGCAAUAUUUGCAUUUUCAACAACAGCUGGCUAUAACAGUGAGUACACAGUUAGCCUACCAUGUCAGCCUAGUACAAGUGGACCAAAUCAACAUAUCACAGUAACGUUUAGGUAUUCGUUUAGCGUUAUUGAUAUAAACACCAAAUGUCCGAGUUUUCCUGACACUGAUGAUCUGCCUUCACGUUUGAAAAGUUCGUCAGAGUUUUUUGUCUUUGUUGGUGUCAUAAGCUUCCUCUACUGUAUCAUUGCCAUGGUUUACUACAUCUGCUUUGAGGACCCAGCCAAAUAUGGACCUGGUGGUACAGGAAGAGCUCUGAUAUCAUUCUCGACACUCGUAAGUUGUACAGUUCACUACAGUUAUACGUGAAGGGUUUUUGUAGAUGGAAGUUUUGAGCAAACAAUUAUAUAUACAGUUCUCAUAACUGGAACAUGGUUGGCUUACUUGGCUAAUUUACUCAUGCAUUGUUAAUGAUUUGAGAUAUAAUGACAAACACAAUGGGCUUCAUUGCGCAGUAGUGUCAGGGCAGCCACGUUUCACCUCUGAGCUAGCGGGUUCGAUUCUCGCUGUGGAUUCAUGUGAAAAGAGUCCGUCAACAAACUUCCGAUACCAUCCUACCUCUGCCACCACUGCAUGUAAAUGUAACGUACAUGGGCUAAUUUUUGGUUUAAAUAGAUUAGUUUGUGUUGCGUCUGUCUUGAUGCACCUUUUCGAUAAUGCAUUUUUCCAGCUAUAGACAAAUUUUGAUCCAGACGAGAAUGACGAAAUCUAUCAUAGCUUAAAGGCCUUAUGCAACGAAUUUUUCGAUGGUCAGAUUUUUGCAUUACGUUAUAAAGUUCUUUGCACUGGUUCGAAAGAUGCAAACCGUUUUCCGAAACUCCAAGUAGCUUUAUUUUUAUAAGCCUUCAAAGUCGCAAAUUUUGCAACUUUCUUUGCGAAAAAAAAAGACCUUUGGUGAUCAGUGGUGUGACGUCACAGUAAUGAGUUGUUUUCGACGGACCUUAGGCCAGAUGAUCUUGAUACGCGGAAAAGUACUGGCACUAGUUGUCAAAUAGAAAUCCAUUUUGUGAUUAAAACAACUGAAUAUCUCCUGUAAUAUACUUUAUUUCGAUUCCAUAUUUUUGUCAGAGCUAUAGUUCUCAUAACCAAAGAUAAUUACAAAAUUUCAACUAGUUUCAUAAAGAAUAACGAAAGAUAUAAUUGACUGAAUACAUCAAAAUGGAUUUCUAUUCGGACAACCCUUUCUGAGCGCUGAUUGGCUAAAAUACGAACACGAGAUCACCUGGUAUGUAAAACAUGUUAAUCCUUUGUUUACACACAGCACAACUCAUUACUGUGACGUCACAGAGCGAACCAGUUUUUCGCAAGAGGGACCCAUCUUUAAACACAAAAUUCACCAACUUUUAGUUUGAAUUUCGCAUCGAGGUUGGUAUCAAAAUGAUCAGAAAAGAUGAAAUUUUAAUAAUGUGUAAAAACCUCACCAUCGAAAAAUUCGUUGCAUAAGGCCUUUAAUUAAAAGAACAUCCUUAAAUUAGUAAAAUUACCAAAUUUGGUUGCAAAAUGUCGUAAAAUACUGAAAAUAUAGCCCUGUGAAAUUAUAAGCAAAUUUUGAUUAUUUUUGGUAUUAUACGCCCGGAAAAUGCACUACUUUCGAUCCGAGAAAAUACUCAGAAUGCUUUAGUUGAAUAUCAUGGUUAAAUAUGAAACAUGUCGAGGUUGUUAUUCAGCCAUACUUUCAACUAUAUUGUACUUCAACAAGCAAAUUGACAAUACUGUCUUACAGCAACUGUCCAGUCGCGUGACUGGUGCAUGAUAAAAAACCGAUAUAUAAACAGAAGAUAAUAUAAAACGGCGAAAUGCAGAUUGGGCAUCUCAAAAAGUGGUAAUGUUGGGAUAGUAUAACUUUUAAAAGAGUAAAUACAGAUUAUGUUAUCCCUGAAUAUUUAAGCACUAUGCUAGUAAGGAACUCAGAUAUUCAUACUAGAAAUACUCGCUUUAAUAAUACGAACAUAGUGUGCCCAAAAUACACUAGAGAGGCUGAAGGUGGGCGCACUUUCACCGUUAGAACUAUUAAAGAUUGGAACGCCCUCGAUGUUACAUUGCGCAAACAGAAAUCUAUAUCUACGUUUAAACGCAGUUUGUUUACUAAAUUUUUAACGGACCAGUAGUCCGCCAUGCGUUUAGAAAUUGCUUAGGUGGGUGGUGGGUUAUUUUAUUUGUAAACAUAGUAGUUUUAGAGUUUUUAUAAGUUUUAGUAUUGUAUUAGCUUAAUUGUAGUUAAUAUGUAAGGAGGACCACAAAUUUUAUCAGUAGUUCACACUUACUGUCAAGUGUUUACCCUCAUGAAAUAAAGUCUGCAUGAAUGAAUGAUACUGCAUUGCAGAUUGCAGAGGAGAGUGGUCAGUAAAAGGCCCCCUAAUGCACCAACCCAUGGAAAACCUGCACCCCUCCUUGCGAUGAGGCUAUAUCCACCCCUGGUCAUUUAGCUUACUAGAUAAUAUUUUUUAUUCGUGAGCAUUCAUCCCAUAAAGCAGCAGCAAAUAACUCCAAUUUACUGGAAUAAUUUUAGUUCUUAAAGUAUUCACGCUGCUAUCUUUUGUAUUCACCUAUCAACUUAGGACUUUGGUGUGACCAUACUCCUGACUUUGUUUUGGUUCUGUGCUUCGGCGGCGUGGGCAGCUGGUAUCACAAAGCUGAAAGAUGAAACAGAUGCAGAGAAAUAUUGCAAGCUAUUAGUUAAAUGCAGUGUUACAGACAAAGCUAAUUAUGCUGGUUUAAUAAUUUCUGUGGUAAGUAUAAAAUAACUAUACAUCCAGGUGAUCUCGUGUUCGUAUUUUAGCCAAUCAGCGCUCAGAAAGGGUUGUCUGAAUAGAAAUCCAUUUUGAUGUAUUCAGUCAAUUAUAUCUUUCGUUAUUCUUUAUGAAACUAGUUGAAAUUUUGUAAUUAUGUUUUGUUAUGAGAACUAUAGCUCUGACAAAAAUAUGGAAUCGAAAUAAAGUAUAUUACAGGAGAUAUUCAGUUGUUUUAAUCAUAAAAUGGAUUUCUAUUUGACAACUAGUGCCAGUACUUUUCCGCGUAUCAAGAUCACCUGGAUGUAAUAUUGACCCUCCGCUCGGAGUAUUUGGGGAAAUAUCACCCAAAAUGAUAUUUUCUGUGGGCGAAGCCCAAGGUAAAAACGUCAGUGAGCAGAAAGUCUUAUAAAUGGAAGCAAUGGAAUCCGGUGAAGCGUUGCAAAAAUUUGCACAAUUUAAUAAGUUCUUUGAAUGUUUGCAUAGCGAUAAAACACAUAAUACUUUUAUUUGCAGUAAUAAGUUGACGUGGUGUUUCCACAAACAAAAGUAUUAUUUGCACAAUUUAAUUGACAUCCGGAGCUUUUGUUAGCCAUACCAAGCAUGAUUGUUUUGUUUUGUUGAGCCAAAGCAAACUAGCACGCCACAACGGCUAAAUUAGCACGGCUCUGCCAUUCUGUAUUUGUCCUCGUGUUCAGUUCUCGAUUGUAAAAAGAAUCAAUAACACCCUUUUAUAACCGUGGUACUUGGACCUACACUGGAUACCCUGUAUUAAGCGGGCACUUGCGAAAUUCCCGAGGGUUACCGCUUUAAUAGUAUAGAUUACAGGUUCAACUGUACAUAUACUAACGGCUUAUUGACCUCGCUUGUUCGGACCGAGGUUUUUUAAAUUUCCCGCCAGAUAAACGUCAUCCGGGACACCGGUCCAGAUACGGAAAAUACGGACCACGGUCCGGAUAUGGGUUUUUACGAAUCGCUUGUCAACCAAUCAGAAUAGAGAAUUUUGAAAAGCCAUAUAAUAAUGUACAUUCUUCCAUCGGAGCUUUUCCAUGACUGAUUACAUCAAGUAUCAUGCUUACAACUAUGACAUGUUGUAUAUUUUUUACAGCUUUUUGGUUUCCUGAGCUGUUUCUUGUGGGGAGCAAACGUGUGGUUUGUGUUUAAAGAAACAAUAUGGCAUAAAGAACCUGGUGCUACCACUACAGCUGAACAACCCCAGGUUGAGAUACCUCGUCAAGAAGUACCUGGAGAACCUAUGCCUUGAAACAACUGCAGUGUGAAACUAUAAUACCUUACUUCACUUAGAAACAAACUUUAGAACUUACUUUAUUAGUGUUAUAAAUACUGUCCUCUAAUAGACAAUAUAGAGGUUCAGAUUUGACUUCCACUACCGCUACCAUUAAAGGACCAUCAACCAAUCAGAUGCGUUUGAUAUAUUCGAUUAACCAAUCAGAUGCGCUUGAUAUAUUCGAUUAACCAAUCAGAUGCGUUUGAUAUAUUCGAUAGUGGACGUCAAAUCUGAACCUGUAUACUAAGGGUGAGGGGUGGACUGGAUUCUUGAUUGAUGAUCCGCAAUGUGGACCAUAAUGCUUUACCUCUCCUCCGCAGAGGCUUUAGUUGGCUAUGAUUUUUGGCCCAGCGGCUCCGCUCGUGUUCCGAGAUCCACCAUGUAAAAUGUAGUAAAAUGUAUCUCAAUACUAAUCGUAAUCAUAGCCAACAGAAGCCUCUGCGGAGGAGAGAGAUGCUUUACUUCGCUUAGGAACAACUUUAAAGGGAGGGAACUAGGGAUGUGCCGAACAGUGGACGGUACUGGAUCAAGGGAAAAAAUGGUAACUGGAUUCCAGUUAAUGACCGGAUACCAAUGGUGGUAAUUGAACAAUAUUUCACUAUUUUCCCCAUUAUGUAGUCUAUUGUUUUAGUAUGUGCCUUAUCCCUUUCUCUAAUGUGCGUGAAUAUCUGCACAGGGAUUGCCGCGGGCAAUUCACAGCAUCGAGCAGGUUACAUCACGAAAACAGCCUUGGACAGGACAUCUGUGACACUUCCAAUUAUUUGACCAAAUACAAUCUUGCCGUUGGACACAAAAAAGGACCUCCCCCUUAACUACACCAUUCAAUGCUGAUUGCAUUCCUAGAAUACGGCUAAAGCAACUGUAAUUCCUCCAACAUUGUUUGGGGGGGGGGCGGCGGAAGUGGGUACAUUAUUCCGGGAGGAAUGUUUUUAUAGAGUCGCAAGUGGUUUUGGCCAAGUCUGUAGGUUCUAAUAUAUAAGUUCCAACACUACUGUAUCUGGUAAAAAAUAUCCGGUCAAAAUUUUGCCUGAUUAUGCAUUAUAUCGCAUGUCUAACUGCAACUAUUUUUCAAACACAGUGUGAAACUAUAUAAAUUUACUUAAUUUAGGAACAUCUUUAGAACUUUUUUUAUUUGAUGCAGGCACGUUCCAGUCGCAAAAACUGGAAGUUGGAAGAGAGGAGUGUACUCAUUUAAAACUUUUCUACGACAACCAUAGGCGUAGGAAUAUGAUAUUUAAUAAUUUGAACGUUAGUUUUAUUUUCGUGUGUAGUUUUAUUUUAUUCAAAUAAAUGGUACUGAGUCAGGUCUGGGUCAGCGUGAAUUAUAACAACUUUGCCAAAUAAGACCUUAAAAGACCCAGCGGCAGUGAAAGAUUAGCUCUGCUAAACUGGUUUCCAUUGAAUAUUGU